This is a messenger RNA of Puntigrus tetrazona (Sumatra barb), 3006 nucleotides long. It is a transcript of the gene kif3a, whose product is annotated as kinesin family member 3A. Gene Ontology annotation, molecular function: microtubule motor activity; ATP binding; microtubule binding. The transcript is spliced from 17 exons. The record is from RefSeq and is a predicted model, not a curated record. Gene Ontology annotation, biological process: microtubule-based movement. Bases 196 to 2301 code for a protein of 701 amino acids. Lineage: Eukaryota; Metazoa; Chordata; Actinopteri; Cypriniformes; Cyprinidae.
CCAGCACUUUCUGGCUAUUAAACGUUGAUAUCCAUAAAUAUGUACUCGCUCCGCGCAUGCGCAGUAAGCGCUGGUUGGGAUGGGCGCUUGAGCUGGAAAAAUACAUCCUCCGCCGAAUGAGCUCGUCGAUUGUCAUUCCGGACGAAAAUACCUUUAUUUAGGUUUCAAUAAAAACACACACAUCCGACGCUAAAGAUGCCGAGUAAUAAGCUGGAUAAAUCGGAGAAGGUGGAGGUGAGUGAUAACGUGAAGGUGGUGGUGAGAUGUCGGCCCCUCAACGAGAAGGAGAGGAUGAUGGGAUAUAAGCAGUCCGUCUCUGUGGACGAGAUCCGGGGAACCAUUACUGUGAACAAAUUCGAUAUGACCAGUGAGCCGCCAAAGACGUUCACCUUCGACACGGUGUUCAGUCCGGACAGCAAACAGCUGGAUGUGUAUAAUUUAACCGCUCGGCCUAUCAUUGACUCGGUGUUAGAGGGUUACAACGGAACCAUAUUUGCGUACGGCCAGACAGGCACGGGGAAGACUUUCACCAUGGAGGGUGUCAGAGCAGUGCCUGAACUCAGAGGAAUCAUCCCAAAUUCAUUUGCUCAUAUAUUCGGCCACAUCGCGAAAGCAGAAGGCGACACCAGGUUUCUGGUAAGGGUUUCUUAUUUGGAAAUCUACAAUGAGGAGGUGAGAGACCUGUUGGGGAAGGACCAGAUGCAGAGGCUGGAGGUCAAGGAGAGACCAGAUGUGGGAGUUUACAUCAAGGAUCUGUCUGGAUACGUGGUGAACAAUGCUGACGAUAUGGACCGCAUCAUGACCCUCGGACACAAGAACCGUUCCGUGGGCGCGACUAAUAUGAACGAGCACAGCUCUCGUUCUCACGCUAUCUUCACCAUAACCAUUGAGUGCAGCGAGAAAGGUGUCGAUGGAAACCAACAUGUGCGCAUGGGAAAGCUGCACUUGGUGGAUCUCGCGGGCUCUGAAAGACAGGGAAAAACGGGAGCCACGGGCCAGCGUCUUAAAGAGGCCACAAAGAUCAACCUGUCUCUGUCCACCCUGGGAAACGUCAUUUCUGCACUAGUGGAUGGAAAAAGCACACACGUGCCCUACAGGAACUCAAAGCUCACUCGACUCUUACAGGACUCUCUGGGAGGGAACUCCAAAACCAUGAUGUGUGCGAACAUCGGCCCGGCGGAUUACAAUUACGAUGAAACCAUCAGUACGCUCCGCUACGCCAACCGAGCCAAAAACAUCAAGAACAAGGCCAGGAUUAACGAGGACCCCAAGGACGCGCUGCUGCGGCAGUUUCAGAAGGAAAUCGAAGAGCUCAAGAAAAAACUGGAAGAAGGUGAGGAGAUCUCUGGCUCUGACGGCAGUGGAUCAGAUGACAUGGAUGAAGAUGAAGUCGGAGACGGAGGCGAGAGGCGCAGGAAACGAAGAGGGAGGAAGAAGGUGUCUCCUGACAAGAUGGUGGAGAUGCAAGCUAAGAUCGAAGAGGAGCGGAAAGCGCUGGAGGCCAAACUGGACAUGGAGGAGGAAGAGAGGAACAAAGCGCGUGCAGAGCUUGAGAAGAGAGAGAAGGACCUUCUCAAAGCCCAACAGGAGCAUCACUUAUUACUGGAGAAGCUGUCCGCUCUGGAGAAGAGGGUCAUUGUUGGAGGAGUUGAUUUACUGGCUAAAGCUGAGGAGCAGGAGAAGCUUCUGGAGGAGUCCAACAAUGAGCUGGAGGAGAGGAGGAAGAGGGCCGAGCAGCUCCGGAGAGAGCUGGAAGAAAAGGAGCAAGAGCGCUUGGACAUCGAGGAGAAAUACACCAGUUUACAGGAAGAGGCUCAAGGCAAGACCAAGAAACUGAAGAAAGUCUGGACCAUGUUGAUGGCGGCAAAAUCUGAGAUGGCUGAUCUGCAGCAAGAGCAUCACCGAGAGAUCGAAGGCCUGCUGGAAAACAUCCGGCAGCUGAGCAGAGAGCUUCGGCUACAGAUGCUCAUCAUCGAUAACUUCAUUCCUCAGGAAUAUCAGGAGAUGAUCGAGAACUACGUGCACUGGAACGAGGACAUCGGAGAAUGGCAGCUGAAAUGUGUGGCUUACACGGGCAACAACAUGAGAAAACAGACGCCGGUGUCGGACAAGAAAGAAAAAGAUCCGUUUGAAGUGGACCUGUCCCAUGUUUAUCUGGCCUAUACUGAGGAGAGCAUGAGGCAGUCUCUAAUGAAGUUAGAAAGGCCUCGAACGUCAAAGAGUGGAAAGUCCAGGCCUAAAACUGGUCGUAGGAAACGUUCCUCCAAACCGGAAGCUGCGCUUGAAUCCCUGCUGCAGUGAGCCUCGUGUCUGAUGAAGACCGCCGUGUCUUGUGCAUUUUCAAGGACAGUAUACGUCUGAUUCAAGGCACUUUGACAUAAGUGUAUAUGAAAAUAAAUCACGUGUUAAUAUGCAGGAACUCCAGAGCUGCUCCAAAGCUGGGUUUAGGUGAGGAUAUAGCUUGCUGUAAAAUCUCUGUUAACGAUAGCACUCCAAAAGGCACGGUUCACCUUUAACAUAAACACUGUUACUGUAUAAUCUGCUUUAAACUGACGGCUGGGACGACGUAAGAGACGAGCUUGCCGUCAGGGAAUAUUGGCGAUUGACAAACGAUUCUGAUCUUAAUGUUUUUUACAAUUGGCAGCGUGCAAUUGCUUUAGCUCAAUGUACACAAGCUAUGCUACUUCUUUUUUUUUUUUUUUUUUAUAGUGAGAAUGUGCAUGCCAUGUUCCCCUGGCUGUGGUGCCAUUAGCUCAGUUUACUCUAACUGUAAUGUAUUUCCAUUGUGCACUGUAGUAAACUGUUAGUCUUAUGUAAUAUGUAAAAAUGUUUACAUUUUACCGUUUUUUUUUUUUUUUUCCGUAUUACUCCUUAAAUUAUUAAAUUAUUUUACAAAGUAAAAACAGCAGUGUAUAAUAAUCAUUUCAAAUUUCAAGAACAACAAACGAGCAAAAAAAUCAGUUUAGAAUACUUUUAUUCAUAAAUACAAUAAAUAUAUAAAUAACA